Messenger RNA from Tinamus guttatus (white-throated tinamou), 846 nucleotides. The record is from RefSeq and is a predicted model, not a curated record. NCBI's taxonomy places the organism in Eukaryota, Metazoa, Chordata, Aves, Tinamiformes, Tinamidae.
CAUACGCACUACCCGCAGUUUGCAAGCCGGGAGUUCACAGGGCGGUCGCGUCGGGGGCCCUUUGGUGAUGCUCUCCUGGAGUUCGAUGCCUCGGUGGGACACUUGCUGCAGGUGCUGGAGGACAGUGGUCUAACAAACAGGACGCUGGUGUUUUUCACCUCUGACAAUGGCCCUUCCACCAUGCGGAUGGCCCGUGGGGGCAGCUCUGGCCUUCUGAGGUGUGGGAAGGGAACAACAUAUGAAGGUGGCAUGCGGGAACCAGCAGUGGCUUAUUGGCCGGGCCGCAUCACUCCAGGAGUGACCCAUGAGCUGGCGAGCACCCUGGACAUCCUGCCAACACUGACUGCUCUGGCUGGAGCAGCUCUCCCCAGCGUUGCCCUGGACGGCUACGACUUGAGUCCAGUGCUGUUUGGCUCAGGGAAGAGUCCCCGUCAGACAAUGUUCUACUACCUGCCGGCCCCUGAUGAGCUGCACGGGCCCUUUGCAGUCAGGCUUGGGAAGUACAAGGCCCAUUACUUCACACAAGGCUCCUUUCACAGUGAUACUACCCCUGACCAGGCUUGCCAUGGACUGACUCCGCUGACUCCCCAUGUGCCCCCGCUGCUCUUUGAUCUGGAGUCGGACCCUGCUGAGCACUACGAUUUGGUGCAGGGUGGCGCAGGGCAAGAAGUUCUGCAAGUGCUGGAGGAGAUCAAACUGCAGAAGGCGCUUUUUGAACAGCGCAUGGAGUUUGGAGAAAGCCAGAUCGGGAAGGGCAGAGACCCUGCCCUGCAGCCCUGCUGCAUCCCAGACUGCACCCCCAAGCCCUCCUGCUGCCACUGCUCCUAGCCCUGUGCCGCCCCAGCC